AUGUUUGCUGGACAAGGCGUCCUGUGCAAAUCAUGGCAUCGCGCUUGUGUAAAUGCAGAUCCAGGCCCAGGCAUCGCUGGAUGCCGGUCACGGUCUCAUCGGCGACCUUUGAGUGUCUCCCAUGGCGUCUGGAGCGUGCCAGCUGUGGCAGUUGUGGCUUCAGAGACAACCCGGCGCAGCGUGUCCUCGAUGAGACCAGGCCUGCACCUGCGACGCAAACUUGUGAUGAUGCAUUCCGCAACAAGUUAUGACACAGCUGCAGGUAAGCUUGUGGCUGAUGAGUGCAUCGGCCGUGGCGAGGUGAUACUGGAAGACCAGCCCAUCCUCCUGGUUGAGGACCUCCCGGACGAAGAUCCGUCUGGCGUUCUCUGGGCUUCCGAUCCUGAGGAAUUUCUGCUUCGCUGCCGGAGGCUCCGCAGCCAGAAGGCACUGGCGAGUUUUCGAAAGCUCACUGCCGAAAAGAGGCAUGCGGUGCUUUCGCUCUACGUCCCGGACCUAGAGGACUGGCUUGCAGAGGAGGAAGUGUGCAAAGGGGAUGAUGAAGCAUUUUUGUUCUUGCGGGUUCUGCGCAUCAACGGAGUCGAGGUGCCGGAUGGGAGAACUGGGCUCUAUGCCAUUGCAUGCCGAGCCAACCACUCCUGUCUGCCCAGAGCCCGUUUAAGUGUUGAUGCUGAUGGUGGGGUCAGGAUUGUUGCCUUGACCAGCAUUCGGGUUGGCGAGGAGGUCACAGUGUCCUACUUGUCAGAGUCAGAUCUCCUCGAGCCUUCGUCGAUCCGGAGGAAGCUGCUGAGUCAGACGUGGGGCUUCCUGUGCGCGUGCCAAAGAUGCACCAUGCCCGAUGACCGACGAAGUUAUACGUGUCCCUCGUGUCGGGAUGGCCUCAUUGGCUUCCGGAGCCAGUAUGUACAGCUAGGGGGUGCCACCGCAGAGCUGGAUGGCUGGGCAGCUUGCGCAGCCUGCGGAAAAAAUGCUGAGGCCGAGGAGAUGGCGCACUUGGAGCAGCUGUGGGCCCGAGUGCACCGCCGGAUGCCUGCCUGGUGCCGAGGUGCUGAUGGGCGGGCGUUGCUUCGAAGCUUCUUGCAUCCCGGAGCUCCACCGCUCUCCCUAUCUGCGCUGGAAGAGAUGAGCGAAGAGCUCGGCACACCCGACGAGUUGCAGCUCGAGGAGUCUGAUCGGAGAGGGCCGACAGAUGCCGAGGCCCUCAGCGAUGGCCUAGCCGCAGCAGUGCUUCUGCACCGAGAGUUGGUAAGCAGACAGCUUGAUUCUGCAGUGCCUGCUUCCGAGGCACACUGGCUCACGGCCGACGCAGCCGGUGCAGCUCUGGAGGCUGGGCUCCUGCUGCUCAAGACGAGUGGCAUGGACGAAGAGCUGCUGCGAGCUUUUCAGGCUCAAGUGGCUUCCCUUCAGCUGCAACCAGAAGAACUUGUCGCAGCUGCAGAUUGCAGGCUUCGAUCGCUGCAACGAGCGCUGGGUAAGGCGACCCUGACGGUGGAAGCCGCAGAGCUUCUUCGACUCAAGGCUCAAUGCCUCGAGCUUUGCCGGCCAGCCGAAGCAGCUGCCGUGAGGAGGCAUGCCUUGGAUGUGGCCUCCGCUCUGUUGCCGGGUGACAGCUAUGCAGGGCCCGGUUAUGCAGAGGACGUGCUGGAUGAGACGGUGUUCCUUUUCCUGGAUGGUCUUGAGUUCCGCAUGCGUGAUUUCGAGGAGGGCUGCUACAAGCUCUCUCUAGCCGAGCGUCGACUGAGCCGUUGCUUGGACGACCUUGAAUCCCAAUUGGAGCUGGAGGCUGUGCAGCAAUCGGGUCUUGUCGACGACGUGCUUGCCUCCAGACUUGUUGAGCAACGGCGCGUCAUACAACUGCAGCAGGUGGAGCUGGAUCAGCUCCACUUCGAACACCAGGUGCUGGCCGAAGAGGCGGCUAGACUUCGCGAGGAGGUGAUGGCCACAAUUUCGGGGGCCAUGCCGGAAGAGGAGGAGUUUGGUGUCAGCUUUGUGGAUGCGCCUGAUUCACCCCAAGCCAGCGAGCAUGGCAGGUCUGCAUCACCCGCUUCAGCUUUUAGUCCGGAGUCGAGACUGCAGGACGAUCUCCAUAAAUCCUGA
Molecule: messenger RNA, 2097 nt
Organism: Symbiodinium sp. CCMP2456
Lineage: Eukaryota; Dinophyceae; Suessiales; Symbiodiniaceae
Source: the annotation of a GenBank genome assembly